UGGGCAGCCUCUCCUGCCUGUAUCCAGCCCCAGCAGUGAGGAUGCCUGCUCUGCUGCCCAGCCUGGCACUGACCCUGCUCUGCCUGCUGCAGGCAGUGGCUGAGGUCCCCCUGCAGCCAAACUUCAAUGCUGAGAAGUUUGCUGGGAUGUGGCAUGUCACAGCUGUUGCUUCCAACUGCCCUGUGUUCCUGAAAAUGAAGGAUGACAUGAAGUCAUCCACUGCCACCAUCAGCAUCACAUCAGAGGGGGACCUGGCCGUGACUCUUGUCUGGUUGCUGAUGGGCAAAUGCCAAAAGUUUGAGGUGCUCUUCCAGCACAGCAAGCAGGCCGGGCACUACCUGGCAGCACAAGAGCAGAGGGAGCUGCAGGUGAUGGAGACAGACUACAGCCACUACGCCAUCCUGCACGAGGUGCAGCGGGGAGGGCAGGAACCCAGCACUGGGCUGCAGCUCCUCACAAGGGACCAGAACGUGAGCCCCCAGCUCCUGCAGAAGUUCAAAGAGCUCAUCCCCAGCAUGGGCCUGGCUGAGGAGAUGCUGGCUGUUCUGCCUGCAUCAGAUCAGUGCAUGGCUGAGGGCAGCUGGGUCUCCUUCUCAGCAUGACCUGAGCAGGGACUUGAAGACCCCCUGGGACCC
Messenger RNA from Calypte anna (Anna's hummingbird), 635 nucleotides. RefSeq names its product lipocalin-15-like. The transcript is spliced from 6 exons. Gene Ontology annotation, molecular function: small molecule binding. Bases 42 to 602 code for a protein of 186 amino acids. Lineage: Eukaryota; Metazoa; Chordata; Aves; Apodiformes; Trochilidae. The record is from RefSeq and is a predicted model, not a curated record.